Molecule: messenger RNA, 978 nt
Organism: Miscanthus lutarioriparius
Lineage: Eukaryota; Viridiplantae; Streptophyta; Magnoliopsida; Poales; Poaceae
Source: the annotation of a GenBank genome assembly
AUGUGUGGUGGUGCGAUCCUCGCCGAGCUCAUCCCGAGCACGCCGGCGCGCCGCGGCGGCGCGGCGUGGCCCGCCGGCAAGGGCAGGCGGCGGAAGGCCGACGACUUCGAGGCCGCGUUGCGGGAGUUCGACGAGGACUCCGAGGAGGACGAGGAGAUGAUGGAGGCGGGGGAGGAGGUGGAGGUGGUGAGCAAGCCCGCCUUCGUCCUCCGCGCCUCGUCGUCCCCGGCGACGCCGACGAAGCCCAGGGCGCGCCAGGAGGAGGAGCCGAGCCGGCGCCGGAAGCCCGUGCAGCAGUACAGGGGCGUCCGGCGCCGCCCGUGGGGCAAGUGGGCCGCCGAGAUCCGCGACCCCGUCAAGGGCGUCCGCGUCUGGCUCGGCACCUUCCCCUCCGCCGAGGCCGCCGCGCUCGCCUACGACCACGCCGCGCGCGAUGUCCGCGGGCCCAGGGCCAAGCUCAACUUCCCCUCCUCCUCCGCCGCCGCCGCCGGGGCCCCAGCCAGCCGCAAGCGCGCCCGCGCCGCCGAUGCCGCCAUCAUCGACCUCGUCGACCAAGAGGAACAAGAGCAGCGCGCGGCGGCGGCGUUCUUGAAGCACGAGGCCGCCGAAGAAGCAGCCGGCGCGCUCCCGGACUUCUCGUGGCAGGGCGUGUUCUCGGCGUACGACGAGGCUCCCGCCCUCGACGUCGAGGCCGGCCAGAGCGGCGAUAAGAAGCGGUCGAGGACCGAGCCGGAGAGCACCGAAGACGAGGCGUCGCCCCGGGCCUCCUCCGGCUCCGAGCCGGACGCGCUGUUCGACGCGCUCCUCUUUGGCGACCAGUUCGCCUUCUUCGACGCCGGCGCGUACGAGUCACUGGACAGCCUGUUCAGCGCGGACGCCGUGCAGAGCAACGCCGCCGCCGUCGCGGCGGACCAGGAGGGCAUGCCGCUGUGGAGCUUCGACGACGGCUGCCUCGUCGAGGACAACCUGUCGUUUUGA